This is a messenger RNA of Coccidioides immitis RS, 357 nucleotides long. RefSeq lists its product as uncharacterized. The transcript has a single exon. Lineage: Eukaryota; Fungi; Ascomycota; Eurotiomycetes; Onygenales; Onygenaceae. The coding region runs from base 1 to 357 and encodes 118 amino acids. The record is from RefSeq and is a predicted model, not a curated record.
AUGGUGAUGGUGAUGGUGACGAUGAUGAUGUUGAUGGUUGAUGGUGAUGAUGAUGGGUGUGGGACGCAGAGCGAAUGGGCGAUGAUGUCCUCUCAAGCUCGAGUGUUCAUUUCACGCACCGGAUCCUCAACGUCGCAGGAGCCAAGAAAAGGGGCUGCAGCCAUCCCAGCGCCCGGCGGCCAAUCACUCCCCCGGUCGUUCCCCCGGCUCAGCUUGCAGGUGUAUCAGACUGCCGGGGCCGGAACAAGAUCGACAGGAAUCUGCUGGAGUCCCGCCAACAGCAUGAGCAGCGUCCACUGGGAUACCGCUUUGCCCCCCAGAGUUCCAAACCUCGCACGCGCCGAGGAUCAAGCUUGA